AUGUCAACAGACGUGGCGUUUGAUACGAGCAUGGGCUCAUUCACAGUAGAGCUCUACAAUACCCAUGCUCCCAAGACUUGCAAAAACUUUGCGACCCUCGCGCAACGAGGUUACUAUAACAAUGUCAUCUUCCACCGCAUCAUACCGAAUUUCAUGGUGCAAACCGGAGACCCUACUGGCACUGGAAGAGGAGGAAGCUCUAUCUACGGCGAGAAAUUUGAGGACGAAAUUCGCUCAGACCUGAAGCACACUGGCGCCGGAAUCCUAAGCAUGGCAAACAGCGGACCGAAUACCAAUGGGAGUCAAUUCUUCAUCACACUUGCUCCGACUCCAUGGCUCGAUGGUAAACACACAAUAUUUGGUCGAGUGAAGAGCGGAAUGAGAGUCAUUCAGCGCAUGGGUCUAGUGAAGACAAAUAAUGAAGACCGGCCAGAUGAUGAGGUCAAGAUCAUUCGAGCAAGGAUCGUGGAGGAAGGGACCGAAGAGUGA
This is a messenger RNA of Aspergillus calidoustus, 489 nucleotides long. The record is from the annotation of a GenBank genome assembly. NCBI's taxonomy places the organism in Eukaryota, Fungi, Ascomycota, Eurotiomycetes, Eurotiales, Aspergillaceae.